This is a messenger RNA of Thalassophryne amazonica, 1447 nucleotides long. It is a transcript of the gene insm1a, whose product is annotated as insulinoma-associated 1a. The transcript has a single exon. Gene Ontology annotation, cellular component: nucleus; transcription repressor complex. Gene Ontology annotation, biological process: regulation of cell cycle process; neuron differentiation; negative regulation of transcription by RNA polymerase II. Lineage: Eukaryota; Metazoa; Chordata; Actinopteri; Batrachoidiformes; Batrachoididae. Gene Ontology annotation, molecular function: DNA-binding transcription repressor activity, RNA polymerase II-specific; RNA polymerase II cis-regulatory region sequence-specific DNA binding. The record is from RefSeq and is a predicted model, not a curated record. The coding region runs from base 51 to 1424 and encodes 457 amino acids.
ACCCACUCCCGAAAUCCACAGGGGGCCGUGGGCCAUCUGAUUGGUCCAGGAUGAGGCAGGAAGGGGGGACGGGGACCGUGUCAUCAUGUCUCCUUAAAACCCAGUGCCGCUAUGUGGCGGUGAGAACAGAGGAGCCAAAAAGGCGCACGGAGUGUCUCGCAGUGAAUUCAUCCAAAGUGCCUUCUCCUCCUGCCAACAUGCCGAGAGGGUUUCUGGUGAAACGGAACAGGAAGACUAACCCGGUGUCCUACCGGAUCCGAUCGGAGGAAGAGGCAGCGGAUGAUGCGCCUCCGUCCUCCGCGAUCUCGGUGCGCACAAUGACGCCGACGCCCACCUGCGGGGCGGCGGCCACGGCGGCUCCGGAGCACGAUGUCAAACCGGUUCAGUUUGGGAACCCGGAGGCGGUGUACCAGGCUCUGUACAGCCCCACCCGGCCCGUCAGCCAGGACCACGAGAAGCGCUUCAGCCUGGGGUCGCCGGUCUCUGCAGAGUCCUUCCCGACACCGGCCGCCCUCACUGCUCUGGAUCACCUCUUCGCUCCUGUGGACCUGAAAAUCGACUCCAGCAACAGCACCAGAACCGACACCGCCGCAGCCGCCACCGGAUCCAAACGCCCGUCGAGCGACAGCGAGCGCAAAGGCAAACCGGCGUCCAAGAAAACCAAAGCGAUCCGGAGGCUGCACUUUGAGGACGACGUCACCACCUCCCCGGUCCUCGGGCUCAGAAUCAAGGAGGCUCCGGUGGAGCUGAAGCCGCUCGGACUUGCCGGUGACGUCCCGCUCGGUGAGUUCGUGUGCCAGCUGUGUCGGGAGGCGUACGCAGACCCGUUCGCCCUGGCUCAGCAUAAGUGCUCCAGAAUAGUCCGGGUCGAGUACCGGUGUCCCGAAUGUGACAAAGUGUUUAGCUGCCCCGCCAAUCUGGCGUCACACCGGCGGUGGCACAAACCGAAGCAGGAGAGCGAAAAGUCGGUCCGGGCUGCACCGGAAGACCUGAAGGAUUCUGACAGGGAAACCCCCAGUCCCGGCCCGUCCGAGUCCGGCUCCGAGGAGGGGAUGUACGACUGCAGUCACUGUGGGAAAAGGUUCAAGCGCCAGGCGUACCUGCGCAAACACCUGGCGGCGCAGCACGCGCCUCCAAAGGCGUGCGAGGACGAGGACGCGUCGGGCCACGAGCCGAGCGCGGCGCCGCUCAACCUGAGCGCGUCCGGCGGCUUCCGGUGUCCCGUGUGCGGUGAGAACUUUUCCAGCAGGGGGGGCCAGGAGAGGCAUGUCCGCCUGCUGCACGCCGCGCACGUGUACCCGUGCAAAUACUGUCCCGCCAUCUUUUACAGCUCACCGGGACUCACGAGGCACAUCAACAAAUGUCACCCGUCCGAGAACCGCCAGGUGAUCCUGCUGCAGGUUCCGGUCCGGCCCGCCUGCUGAUCCCGUCUGUUUUCUACAUACAC